AUGAAAUUUCUCACAUUGGCCUACGAUAUUCUCCAAUGGAUUGGUGUGUUCCCUCAGUGGAUCUGGUCCAAAUGGAAAUUGUGGGUUUACAGCAUUUACCGAAUAAUGAUUUUUGUAAUGAUCGCCUUGUUUACGGUGCUAAUGACCGUUCAGAUGUUCGUGGCUACAGAUCUGACCAUAUUGGCUCGAACCAUAGACAUCUGGACCAUGUUCUUGUCGGGUCUGUACAAAUGGUCUUGUAUGUCGCUGUUCCAUGAAAAAUUUGUAAAGCUCAAAACGAAACUAAUAGAAAUACAGGUGCAAGGGUCGGUAGCAUUCGGUCGUCGGUCAGCUGAUAUCUUCACGACCAACUACUUAAAGCAGACGCAGAAAGUGACUUUCGGAUAUAUGAUGAGCGGCCUAGUUGCAGCGGGUUUCUUAAUAAUGAGCCCCUUGUUGACCUAUCCAAAGGGAGGUCGGUCUGAUUUUGAAUAUUAUAAUGACCCACGAAGUUACCCAUUGAGUUGUUGGAUGCCGUUCAUGAUAGACGAACGUUGGAUGUUCUGGACCAUUUUCAUAAGUCAGUCCAUUUCGUUAAUAGUUGUUGUUUGUAUGUAUUUGGGAAUCGAUUCAUUCAUGUUUGGCGCUAUAUAUACUGUUGGUGGUCAAAUCGAACUAUUAAACUGGGCAUUGAACAGCAUCAAAAAUUCAUUGGAAGAAAUCGGAAGCUCAACGUCCACGGAUCAACUUAUACAGUAUACUGAAAAACAACAAAUGAAGUGUUACUCGAUCCUUCGUCAAUGUGUGAAACAUCAUAUUUUGAUUCUCAAUUACAUCAAAAUGGUACACACACUGUUCAGUUCUUUGAUAAUCAUUGAUUAUUUACAUGGAAUAACAUCGGUGUCAUUUGCGCUGUUCCAGUUAACGAUCAGCAGAGGCAUAGGCGAAAAGAUUAGUGUAAUAAGCUUCAUCGCUUUGAGUGUAUGGCAUCAAUUCCUCAACAAUUUUUUCGGCGAAUUCAUCAUACAAAAACAACUGAGUGUUAGCGUUGCGUUGUACCACAUCCCGUGGUGGCGUGCGGGCAAAAGCGUGCGUCAAUUGUUGUCGUUGAUGAUAUCGAGAUCUAUUAGACCGACAUUCAUCACGGGAUUCUAUAUGUACAAGUUGAGUUACGAGUCAUUCAUUUCGUUCGUUAAAGCUUUGUAUACGUACUACAUGGUAUUGAGACGUGUCAACGCGGAAGAUAAAAACGCCUGAGCCCGUAAUCAAGUCAUACGUGGGUUAUUACAUUCGUAACGAUUACUAUGAACAACACACAAUCACACAUCGCACAUAUAUUUUAAAAAUAAGGUGUAAAUAGUACACAUUUUGUGGAACUCUUUGUGACUUUUUCGAAUUCUUUAAAUUAUGUUCAUAACAACAAGAGUGUUUUCUGGUCGGAAAUUAUACUAGCUGGUUAACUGGUGGGAAGCGGAAUGGGUGUUUAAGCGUCAAAAGUAAAAAAAAAAUCAAUAUUUUCAAAUGUUUC
Molecule: messenger RNA, 1507 nt
Organism: Sipha flava (yellow sugarcane aphid)
Lineage: Eukaryota; Metazoa; Arthropoda; Insecta; Hemiptera; Aphididae
Product: odorant receptor 43a-like
Exons: 8
Coding region: 1-1236 (411 amino acids)
Biological process (GO): detection of chemical stimulus involved in sensory perception of smell; sensory perception of smell
Cellular component (GO): plasma membrane
Molecular function (GO): odorant binding; olfactory receptor activity
Source: RefSeq, a predicted model, not a curated record